This is a messenger RNA of Triticum aestivum (bread wheat), 1467 nucleotides long. RefSeq names its product protein FLX-like 1. Lineage: Eukaryota; Viridiplantae; Streptophyta; Magnoliopsida; Poales; Poaceae. The coding region runs from base 9 to 1124 and encodes 371 amino acids. The record is from RefSeq and is a predicted model, not a curated record. The transcript has 5 exons.
AAGUAGCUAUGUGCAAAAUUAUCUGUUCGUCGGCGUCCCUUCAAGGCUUCAACAACCCUUCGGUAGGGUUCCGGCGACUCCGCAUGGCCGGUCGCCACCGUAACCCGCUGCCUUCUUCCUUCUCCCGCGGCGCCGGUGCUGGAAACCACCCGCACCCUCCUCCGCCCCAUCACCCUCAUCUCCCGCCUUACCACCUCGACGAAUUCCGCGAGCCGCCGCGCCUCCCCCCGCACCACCUCGAUGACUUCCGAGACCCGGCUCGCCUGCCACCUGGCCACCCCGACAGCCUCCGCGAGCAUCCUCCUCUGCCGCGCCACCACUUCGCGGGCCACGGCGGAGGGGCCCUGCCCCCAGCAUCGCACAUGGCCGCGGCGCUGGAGGAGCGUAUCGGCGCGGAGAUUGAGGAGGCGCACGCGCUGCUCGGACAGAACCAGCGACUCUCUGCGACGCACGUGGCGCUCGUGCAGGAGGUCUCCGCCGUGCUGCACGAGCUUGGCCACACCGCUCGAGCCAUCGGCGCUGCCCAGCAAGAGGGAGAUCUCCGUAUUCGUGAGGUCUAUGAGAGGUUAAUGAAAAUGGAAGCAGAGUUCCGAGCAGUAGAGGAGAUGAGAGCGGAACUUGCACAUGUUCGUAUGGACAUUCAACAGCUGGGUGCAGCAAGACAGGAACUCAUGGGUCAGAUUCAGGGAUAUACACAAGAUUUGGCUCGUUCAGCAGUAGAGUUGCAGCAGGUGGCUGCAGUGAAAGCUGAGACCCAAGAACUCAGGCAUGAAACACAGCAUUUAAGAUCCAGUAUUGAGCUUGAGAAGAAAGGAUAUGCAGAGAGUUAUGAGCAGGGACAAGAGAUGCAGAAGAAAUUGGUCUCAGUUGCUUCUGAAGUGGAGAAACUUCGUGCUGAGGUUGCUAAUGCUGAGAAGAGAUCACGAGCUGCUGUAUCUGCAGGCAAUCAAGGUUAUGCUGGAGGCUAUGGAAAUCCUAAUGCCAAUUAUGCUGCAAAUCCUUACAAUGCUGGAUACAGCAUGAAUCAAGCAAAUGCUACUGAUUCUGGUUCUCAGUAUGGGGCUGGGGCAGCGCACAGUUCCUGGGGCGCCUACGACAUGCAAAGAGCUCCAGGACGGAGAUGAAUACCGACAUCCUCCUCCUCUUUAUUUUAUUAUUAAGGCCGCGUUCGGCUCCUCUCCGCUCCCUCCACUCCGCUCCGGAGCGGACCAGGUGCUAGCUCAUUUUCACGGAGCUGCUAAAACUGAGCUCCACGACUCCACGGAGUCGGAGCGGUGAGGAGGGAUUCCGAACAAAGCCUAAAUCUGGUCCUGUUAGCGAAGUAACAAACGGAGAUUUCUGGCACAACCUGAUUUCUGUGCAAUGUUGAUUUAUGACGAGUCAGAUAUGCCUUGUGUAUUUCUUGACCUUUAUCUGAGUGAGUUACAUGCUUAUUGCACGUUUACAGUGAUCUAGGUUACCGCGAAA